CUGCCUCCAUGCUGAGAUGUGUGCUAGCGACCUGUCCGAUAGGCUGAGCUUGCUCUCUUUACCAUGUAACUGCAAAAAGAAGAAUGCUUUAUUCCUCCACUAGUCCACCUGUGGCUUCAGGGGAGCCUAGCGCCACCCUGCACCCCACGCCCAAGGUGCUGACCCAGCCAGCGGGUACAAGAGUCAUGGAGAAUUCCUCCGCAAAACUCAACAGCUCGUUAGAGUUCCUGACUCUAUCGGAAUACAUAACGCCUUCAACUGUUUGGCAGGACCCUGAUCAGGGCCUGAACUUGCCCCUUCAGGUGUUCUUCUGCCUGGUCAUCAUCUGCGUGCUGCUGCUGGCCUUCCUCGGAAACAUGGUGGUCUGCCUCAUGGUUUACCAGAGAGCCGCUAUGCGUUCCGCUAUUAACAUCUUGCUGGCCAGUCUCGCCUUUGCUGAUAUGAUGCUAGCAGUCCUCAACAUGCCCUUUGCGCUAGUCACCAUGUUGACCACACGCUGGAUCUUCGGAGAGGCGUUUUGCCGCAUGUCGGCUAUGUUCUUCUGGAUGUUCCUGAUGGAGGGAGUAGCUAUUUUGAUGAUCAUCAGCGUGGAUCGCUUCCUAAUCAUUGUGCAAAAGCAGGACAAGCUUAGUCCACGCCGGGCCAAAGUGUUAAUUGCGGUCUCAUGGUCUCUAUCUUUCUGCUUUUCUUUCCCGCUUUCCAUUGGCCAUCCUGCCCUGUACAUUCCCCCCAGAGCACCACAGUGUGUUUUCGGCUACACGGGGGAGCGUGGUUACCAUGCUUACGUGAUGCUCAUUAUGCUGAUGUUCUUCUUUGUUCCGUUCCUGGUGAUGCUGUACACGUUCAUGGGCAUCUUGAGUACUCUCCGCCACAACGCGCUGCGCAUCCACUCCCACCCCGACUCGGUGUGCCUCAGCCAGGCCAGCAAGCUGGGUCUGAUGAGUCUGCAGAGGCCCUUUCAGAUGAAUGUUGACAUGAGCUUCAAAACACGUGCCUUCACCACGAUCCUCAUUCUGUUCUCAGUCUUCACCGCAUGCUGGGCUCCGUUCGCCACCUACAGCCUGCUGUCCACCUUCAGUCGUGCGUUCUACUACCGGCAGAACUUUUUUGAGAUCAGCACGUGGCUGCUGUGGACCUGCUACCUCAAAUCAGCCCUGAAUCCUCUCAUCUACUACUGGCGAAUCAAGAAGUUCCGUGACGCCUGCCUUGACCUGAUGCCCAAGUACUUCAAGUUCCUGCCGCAGCUUCCUGGCCACACUAAGAGACGUAUCCGCCCCAGUGCUGUUUAUGUGUGCGGGGAGCAUCGUUCUGUGGCGUAGUGGAGGACAUUUCUGACACCUCUUUUGUAAAUUUAUGGUACACUCUUAUCAAGCUGUGAUAUGUUUGGUCUUUCUUCAAACUGCAGGAUGUUUUAGCUGUAAAAGAUGGUACAGAUGAGAAGAUUUACAGAGCCUGUACAUUAAACUACUUUGAUUGCACAAUGUUUUUUAUAGGUUUUAGAUCUUAAUAGAAGUUUGUUCAUAUAUAAGUCAGGUGCUGCUAUAUUUGGUGAAAAUGUGCAAUCUUAUGUUUUAUGCCAUGA
Molecule: messenger RNA, 1582 nt
Organism: Sinocyclocheilus anshuiensis
Lineage: Eukaryota; Metazoa; Chordata; Actinopteri; Cypriniformes; Cyprinidae
Product: probable G-protein coupled receptor 63
Exons: 1
Coding region: 84-1319 (411 amino acids)
Biological process (GO): G protein-coupled receptor signaling pathway
Cellular component (GO): membrane
Molecular function (GO): G protein-coupled receptor activity
Source: RefSeq, a predicted model, not a curated record